Molecule: messenger RNA, 744 nt
Organism: Phascolarctos cinereus (koala)
Lineage: Eukaryota; Metazoa; Chordata; Mammalia; Diprotodontia; Phascolarctidae
Gene: DDT
Product: D-dopachrome tautomerase
Molecular function (GO): phenylpyruvate tautomerase activity
Source: RefSeq, a predicted model, not a curated record
CGUGCCGGACUCACUCCUGGACCCAGACCUCUUCAGCUCCAGGGGUUCAAGACCCACCGGCCUUGCUCUGCUCCUCCAGCCCGCCCCAGAGCUAGCGUUCGCAGUCCGCUGAGUCCUGCCCUUGGGGCCCCUCACCGAGUGGGCUCCACCCCCGUCCCCUCCCGCCGCCCCUGGGGACCAAGCGUCAGUCCCUCCGCCAGACACUCCUUCCGCGGAGUCCUUUACCAGCCGCCCUGGGAAGGGCGCUCCCGGAGCUCCCGCCGCGCAGUCCCAGCCCAUCCGGCCGCCAUGCCCUACGUGGAGCUGGACACCAGCCUGCCCGCCGCCCGGCUACCCAGCGGCCUGAGCCAGCGCCUGUGCGCUGCGACCGCGGCCGUGCUGGGCAAGCCCCAGGACAAAGUGAAUGUGAUUGUGAGGCCAGACCUCACCAUGAUACUGGGUGGUUCAGGGGACCCCUGUGCCCAGCUCAUAGUCUCCUCCAUUGGCGUGGUUGGCACAGCGGAGGAGAACCGGGACCACAGCGCCAAGUUCUUUGAGUUCCUCACCAAGGAACUGAGCCUGAGUCAGGACCGGAUUAACAUUCGGUUCUACCCCCUGGAGCCUUGGCAAAUUGGCAAAAAGGGCACAGUGAUGACAUUUCUGUGAGCAGCCCAGAGAUGGUGCUGAUGGACCAGUGGGGUCUCUGCCCCCACACGAACCAAGGAUCUCUUUAGGGCGCACAGAAUAAAAUGGAGCCCCAUGUUU